AUGCCGACUGCAACCACAACCUUUGUGCCUGGCAGUUACAGCGACGGCGAUUUCACUGCCUCCACUGUCACCUUUGAGUCCGCCGCCAUGCCCCAAGGCGCCACCUUUGAGACCGCGGCGGUCGAGCCGAACGAUGCCGUGUUUGAAAGCGCGGCUGUGGAGCCCAGCAGCUUCAAGGCCAGCAGCAGCGGCGGCGGCGACGCGAGCGGCGUCAGCGAAGCCGGCGCCCGCCCCAGCACCGUGAAGGCGGCCAGCGGUGCGGCGUCAUCCUUUGACGAGGCUGAGGCGGGAGAGUACGAGGAUGACAUGGCCACUGGGACCGCGGCGGUAGCGCCGGGUGGGGCCGCAGCCGGUCCGAGCAGGUCCCUGAAGUUCUCAAUUCCCAAAUUUGCGUCAAGCGACGCCGCGCAGGCGCUGUGGCGGCGGUCGCGCGCCGCCGCCUCCGCGGCCGCAGCUGCCGCAACGGCGGCAGUGCGCCCGAGGGCCCCGCCGCCGCCGCCGCCGCAGCCGCAGCGGCUGCUGCCGCUGGUGCCGCUGGACGAUGAGGUGUCUGCCGAGCUGGAGCGUGCGGGCGUCACGAAAUGGGCGAUCGACCAGAUGCGAGCCAGGGGCGGGGUGGAGCCGGCGCUGUACCGCGCAAUGGCGACGGGCCAGGGCCAGCAGCAGCAGGCGGCUCCGACCAGCUGGGCGCGCGCACAGGCGCCGCGAACGUUUGGCGGCCCCUCGGCGCCGUCGAUGGGCAUAUCGGCGCCCGCCUUUGAGGGCGCCGCGGCCGCGGAGGCGGGCUGCGCGGCCGGCAGCAGCUGCCGGCGCAGCCGCGGCAGCUUUGGCGGCGUGGGGGAGGCCGUGCGCUCCCAAGCAGCGGACGACUGGCGCCUGGGCGCGGAGCAGCCGCACUCGCCGUUUGGGGACGAGGAGCUGGCAGGAGAGGGGGCGACAGUGGCUGACCUGCUGCAGCCGCCGCCGCCGCCGCCGCGGCAGCAGCAGGGCUACGAGCUGCAGCAGCAGCGGCAGCAGCAGCAGCAGCAGGGGUAUGAGCAGCCACAGGGGUACGAGCAGCAGCCUGAUUAUGGCGAGGCGCUGCAGCACCCUGUGCACUCCACCUGGGCUGCACCCCAACCCGUCCAGGAGGCGUUCGAUGAGCCAGGCGAGCCCAGCUCGCGGCGCCGCGCGCGCCGGCGCCGCGUGCUGCUCGCCGGCGCCGUCCCCACCGCCGCCAGCACUGGCGCCAGCGGCGGCAACAUGCUCGAGAUCGGCGCGUGCGGCGCAUACGACGGCAACCGCGCCCAGGGCGCGGGCUCGUACGGCCCGGUGGUCGCGGGCGUGCCCGCGGGCGUGCGGCUGCAGUACCCAUCGAUGGAGGCGGCGCCCGGCGAGCCCAUGCGCGUGCGCGCGCUGAUCAUCGACGCGUUCGGCCACGUGGUGGCGUCUGGGCCGUCGUCAUUCAUGCGCGCGGCGAGCGGGAGCGGGAGCGGCGGCGCCGCGGCAAACGCCACACGCGCCGCCGCCAACACUACCGGCAAGGCAGCGCCGGCUGUCAAGGCGGCGCCGGCCGGCAAGGCUGCCGCUGGCGCCAACGCGUCUGCAGCGGCCCCGCGCCCUGCUGCAGGCGUGCGGCUGGCCGGCACCACCACCGCCAUCGUGCUGGGCGGCGUCGCCACCUUCCGGGGGCUGGAGGUGGUCGGCCCGGUCAACGGCACCGUGACCGUCUGGCUGUCCGCCGUCGGCGCGCAGGGCCGCGCGUCCGCCGCGCCGCUGGCCGUGCGGCUGCGCGCGUGCGAGGCGGGCGCGGUGCUGACGCGGGCGGACGGCUGCCGCACCUGCGGGCCCGGGUCCUUCUCGUUUGACCCGAAGGCCUCGGAGUGCGGCACCUGCCCGCCCGGCGCGUGGUGCAACGGCACCGUCGUCGCGCCGCUGCCCGGCGCAUGGCAUAGCAGCCCGCGCAGCACGCAGGUGCACGCGUGCCUCAACCCGGCCGCGUGCGCGCGGACGGCCGCGCAGCAGCAGGCGAUCAUUGACGAGCAGAGGGAGGGGUUCUCCACUGUCCUGAGCGUGGCCGCGGACCCGGGCGCGGUCCGCGAGUACGAGCAGAUGCUCUGCGCCCCGGGCUACGCCGGGCGGCUGUGCGGGCAGUGCGGGGAGAUAGGCGGCGAGAGGCUCGGGAAGGUGGGCGCCGCGCGCUGCGAGCGCUGCGCUGGCCACGGCGCCACGAUCGGCCUGUGGGUGCUGGCGCGCCUGUUUGACCUUGUGAUGCUCGGCGCCCUCAUCUGGCUGUCCCUGCGCGCCGCACGGGCGGCGCUGCAGCGCUUCAACGCUGCGCUGUCGCUGACGCCGCUCGGCACCAGCCGCUGGGUGCCGCUCGACUGCGCGCUCGCGGAUCGCGCGUGGCUGCCGCGCUCGAUGGCGGCGCUGCUCGCUGUGGCGCUGCCGGCCCUGGUCUAUGUGGGGUUGGCGUUCGCCGCGUGGGCCGCCAGCAUGCGCGUUGAGGUGCCGCGGGUCGGCGCCAAGCCGUUGAUCGUGCUUAUGGCGACGGCCGGGCUGUACUACCCCCUGCUGACGUGGUCGGCGCUCUCCACGCUGCAGUGCGUGCCGCUCGACGGCCCCGCGCCGCCGGGGCAGGCUGCGCUCGCGCGUGGCGCGUACUGGGCGCUCGACACCGGCGUGCGCUGCUGGCACGGGCCGCACCUGGGCCUCGCACUCGGCUUUGGCCUGCCGGUGCUCGUCGCUGUCGGCGCCGGCUGGCUGGCGCUGCUGGCCGCGCUGCUUCGCCACUGCCGCGACCGCCUGCGGCGCCGCGCGGACACGGCCGCGCCGGCGCAGCCGCGGCGGCGGCGGCGGCGGGGGCUGGUUCACUGCCAGCAGGCGCUAGGUGUCGGCGCGGGGUACCUGCGACCGCGGCGCUACCAGUGGGCGGUCGUCGCGGAGGGCCGGCGCUUCGCGCUGCUCGCGCUGCUCGCGGCCAUGGCGCCCGCCACCGCGCUCGCGCAGGCGUACGCGCUGUGGGGCGUCCUCGCGGCGUUCCUCGUGGCGGAGUGGGUCGCGCGCCCCUACUCGACGUGGGCGCUGCUCGCGCUGCAGUUUGUGGUGCUCGGCGCCGUGCAGGGGACCGUCUACCUUGGAAGCGCGUUCGCGCAGCAGGGCGGCGCCUUCGCGCUCGCCGGCGCCGCGGACGCGGUCACCGCGCUGGUGAUCAUCCUGAACGUGGGCGCGAUUGUUGCGUUCCUGCUGUCGCUGCUGCCCGGCCUGCGACGCGGCGCGCUGCUGCAGCUGCUCGACGGCGACGGGGACGGCAAGGUGACCGCGCGCGACCUCGCGGCCUUUGCCGCCGACCUGCUGCGAGGCAAGGGCGGCGGCAGCGGCGGCGGCGGCGGCGGCGAUGCGGGCGGCGCAGCGGGGGGCCUGCGGGCGUCGGUCGUGCGGGCGCUGGAGAAGGCUGCGGCGCGGCCUGCGGGCACGGUGGUUGCAAGGCCGGACCUGGACCAAGGAGAGGGGGACCAGGACGCCGCGCGCCCUGGCUCCAGGGUCGCGGGCAGCUGUACGCGGCCAAUGGCAUGCCGCUCCAAUCCUUCAUGUCUGUGA
Messenger RNA from Monoraphidium neglectum, 3579 nucleotides. RefSeq lists its product as hypothetical. The record is from RefSeq and is a predicted model, not a curated record. NCBI's taxonomy places the organism in Eukaryota, Viridiplantae, Chlorophyta, Chlorophyceae, Sphaeropleales, Selenastraceae. The transcript has 5 exons. Bases 1 to 3579 code for a protein of 1192 amino acids.